CCUAAGCGUUGUUGGUCGGAUCGUGCGUUCGAGUUCCUUUCUCUAGAGAACUAUUUAACAAAGAUCUCCUCCGUCUUUUUCUAAAUGAAAUGAACGGGCGGGGCUGCUAGAUCGGGCGCGUUUUAAUAUGCAAUUACAUUCUUUGCAUGCAGAGCACUCCCCUGCACACACAAAUCAAAUAGCAUGAGAUCUAUCGAUCUGUAUAUUAUUUUCCAAGAGAUAUUUUCGUGACUGAGUGAAAGUAAUCCCUACAUGCCUUGGUACUAACGCUGGUAUCCCUAUGUGGGUCCGGGUUUGUUACAGCCUACACAAAACGCGCGCAGUUUUUGUUCCGCGGCGGCACCAGCAACUUGGCACGGCAGGCUGGGCUUAAAAGGGAAGAAUUUUGCCCCUUUCCCCCCUCCUCCAUAUAUAGAAUAUAUAUAUAUUCUAGUGACGGUGUCACAAUAAUAGCUGCAGGGGAUUUUUGCUGUGGAGACUGCUGCCGCUGAUCCGAUGUUCCGUGUUGUGGAGGGGCAGGAAAAGGGAGGACUCAGACAGGGUGCAGCUUGCUACAUUAGACUUUAUUUACAUACACAAAUCGCAAAGUGCGGACAGUGCCUGUCUCUUGCAACCUCUGUUUGAGGCUUGCGUGCCUGUGGAAGACUCCUCCAAGGCUGGAGAGCUCCGGGGUUGCGCAGGAAGCCCAGGAAGGGCGGUAAGGAGAGGGCGAGAUGCGAGAUUAGCGAUGACUUUGAUCGCCCAGAGCAGCGCGUUGCUGAGGGCUUGGGCUCAGCGGGGCUGGCGGCUGGCGCGGCGGCAGCCCCAGCUCCAGCUGCAGCGGGAUCCUUUGCCGAGUCCCGCCCGGUCUGGCUUGGGUGGUGGUGCUGCUGCGCUCCGGCCCAUCGUGGACAUGUCCUACUCCCGCCACUUUCUGGAUUUCCAAGGCUCUGCCAUCCCCACCUCCAUGAAGAAGCUGGUGGUGACUAAGCUGAGCCCAAACUUCCGAGAAGCUGUGAGCCUACGCCACGAUGUGCCUGUGCCACUCCCGGGAGACGGCGAUCUGCUUGUUAGGAACAGAUUUGUCGGCAUCAAUGCAUCUGAUAUUAACUACUCUGCUGGACGGUAUGAUACUUCAGUUAAGCCUCCAUUUGAUGUAGGUUUUGAAGGAAUCGGUGAAGUGGUAGCCUUGGGCCUAAGUGCCAGUUCUAGGUACACAGUGGGCCAACCAGUGGCCUAUCUGAGGCCUGGUGCUUUUGCUGAAUAUACAGUUGUGCCUGCUAAAGAAGCCAUCCCAGUCCCUUCAGUGAAGCCUGAGUUUCUGGCACUGCUGGUAAGUGGAGCUACCGCAUAUAUCAGUCUGAAGGAGCUUGGCGAAUUGUCUGAAGGGAAGACAGUUCUGGUGACAGCAGCAGCUGGAGGAACUGGCCAGUUUGCUGUGCAACUUGCAAAGAAGGCAAAAUGCCACGUGAUAGGAACUUGCUCCAGUGAUGAAAAAUCUGGCUUUUUAAAAUCUAUUGGCUGUGACCACCCUAUCAACUAUAAAACUGAAAAUAUUGCUGCCGUCCUUAUGAAGGACUACCCCAAAGGUGUGGAUGUAGUGUAUGAAUCUGUUGGUGGAAAGAUGUUUGACUUGGCUGUCAAUGCCCUGGCUAUCAAAGGGCAUCUGAUAAUUAUUGGGUUUAUUUCUGGCUACCAGACUCGUACUGGCCUUCAGCCUGGUCAUGUAGACAUGCUGCCAGCAAAGCUGCUAAGGAAAUCUGCCAGCAUCCGGGGUUUCUUCCUAAACCAUUACCUUUCCCAAUACCAAAUAGCUAUGAGACACUUGGUUGAAAUGUAUGAAAACAGAGAUCUGGUUUGUGAGGUGGACCUUGGAGACAUGUCCCCAGAGGGCAAGUUCACUGGCUUAGAGUCGGUAUUCCGUGCUAUAGAUUAUAUGUACAUGGGAAAAAACAUUGGAAAAAUUGUAGUUGAAUUACCUCACUCUGUCAACAGUAAGCUGUAAAAACAGAACAAUGAUAUAAAUCAAAAGAGGGAAAAUGAAUACUUUAUGCUUCACAAUAACAAAAAUGGUUUAAUUUCUUUAAAGUUGGCAGCGAGUAGCAUAUUAAAAAUAGCGUCUAUGUGUUAAUAAAAUUGUGAUUUGUAAGAGGUUUUGUAUUGAUAAAAACAGUUUGUCAUUUG
This is a messenger RNA of Varanus komodoensis (Komodo dragon), 2163 nucleotides long. RefSeq names its product zinc binding alcohol dehydrogenase domain containing 2 (gene PTGR3). Gene Ontology annotation, cellular component: mitochondrion. The transcript has 2 exons. Gene Ontology annotation, molecular function: oxidoreductase activity; zinc ion binding. Lineage: Eukaryota; Metazoa; Chordata; Lepidosauria; Squamata; Varanidae. Bases 728 to 1984 code for a protein of 418 amino acids. The record is from RefSeq and is a predicted model, not a curated record.